This is a messenger RNA of Eruca vesicaria subsp. sativa (arugula), 489 nucleotides long. NCBI's taxonomy places the organism in Eukaryota, Viridiplantae, Streptophyta, Magnoliopsida, Brassicales, Brassicaceae. The record is from the annotation of a GenBank genome assembly.
AUGUUCAAAACGACGAUCUCAAGAUAUAUGUUCUCCGGUAUUUUGCAGGAUGAGUUCAGUGAAUGGUACACUGAACUACCCGUCACCGCUAGAUUGGUGGUUUAUAUUACAUUUUUGGGGACUAUAAUGUUCCUUAUUUUUUUGAUACUGAAAUUCCUGAGCGAUUGUGACGUGGAAGAUGACACGGAGAGGUUCCCAGCGAUGGCAGGAGAAGAAGUCACCGAUUGGGUGCCGUUGGUCAACGAGACGUUGGAAGUAACGGGUAAAGGAGACUUGGAAACGGCGUCGUUCAGCUCUGCGGAGGAUGUGGACUACUCGACAUAUUGUGUCAUAUGUUUCGAGGAACGGAGAAACUGUUUCUUCGUACCGUGCGGUCACUCUGCCACUUGUCGCGGCUGUGCUGAGAAGAUCAUGUCGGAAGAAAACAAGGUGUGUCCGAUUUGCCGGAGGAUCAUACGCAAAUCUAAGAGAUUAGUACUCAAGUUUUAA